AUGUGCAGAGCUGUGGGCAGAAACAUUUCUAGUGGAGGAAACGGCAAGUGUAAGACUCUGAGACAAGCUGUUUAUCCCCUAAACCCACAUCCUUGCCCUGGAGACCAGCAGAUCCAAGAGCCUCUCACCCCUCUCUCCACUUGGCUGCGCUGCCACAACGACCUGCCCCUGAUCCUGAGGAAAUUUUACCAGAACAGGCUACAGGAUGUUAACCUGCGCAGUUUCAGCGGCGGCCAGACCAGUCUGGACAGGCUUAGAGAUGGCCUUGUGGGCGCCCAGACCCAAGGACGGGAUGCUGUGCGCCUCACCCUGGAGCAGAUUGACCUCAUCCACCGCAUAUGUGCCUCCUAUUCUGAGCUGGAGCUUGUGACCUCUGCUAAAGCUCUGAACAACACCCACAAGUUGGCCUGCCUCAUUGGUGUGGAGGGUGGCCAUUCACUGGACAGUAGCCUCUCCGUCUUGCGUACCUUCUAUGUGCUGGGAGUACGCUACCUGACGCUCACCCACACUUGCAACACGCCCUGGGCUGAGAGCUCGACUAAGGGCAUCCACCCCUUCUACAACAAUGUCAGUGGACUGACCAGCUUUGGUGAGAAGGUGGUGGCAGAAAUGAACCGCCUGGGCAUGAUGGUAGACUUGUCCCACGUCUCGGACGCUGUGGCGCAGCGGGCCCUGGAAGUGUCACAGGCUCCUGUGAUCUUCUCCCACUCAGGUGCCCGGGGUGUGUGCAAGAACACCCGGAACGUUCCUGAUAACAUCCUGCAGCUUCUGAAGAAGAAUGGUGGCAUCGUGAUGGUGUCCUUGUCCGUGGGGGUGCUGCAGUGCAACCUGUUAGCCAACGUGUCCACUGUGGCAGACCACUUCGACCACAUCAGGACAGUCAUUGGAUCCAAGUUCAUCGGGAUUGGUAGUGAUUACGACGGGGCCGGCCAGUUCCCUCAGGGGCUGGAGGAUGUGUCCACAUACCCGGUGCUGAUAGAGGAGCUUCUGAGACGUGGCUGGAGUGAGGGGGAACUUCAGAGUGUCCUUCGUGAAAAUCUGCUGCGGGUCUUCAGACAGGUGGAACAGGUACGGGAGGAAAACAAGUGGCAAAGUCCCUUGGAGGAUGAGUUCCCGGAUGAGCAGCUGGGCAGCUCUUGCCGUUCUGUCCUCCCGCGUCUGCACCAGAGACAAGAUCUUGUUCCAGACCAGAAACCAAUUGUGACUCCAACACAUUGAACACUCAAGUUAUCAUCUAAGUGGUCACUCUCAAAAUCCUCCCUCCACAUGGCCCCAGGGCUCACAGUGGUUGCCACCUUCCCAGUCCUCAUCCUGUGGUUCUGGUGACCAGUCAGUCCUGCCAGAUGUCACUAUGGCAGCCGUAGACACCCCACGAAAUUCUGCCCCAGUUGUGCAGGCACAACUAUUUCCAGCAAAUAAACAUUUUAGACAUGGAAGCAGGCAUGAGAGUACUUCUCUGCAGUGGAAGUGGGUUCAGUGGCACAGGUGCCCAGUGCUGGUGGUUGGUAGAAGAACUUGCAGCCUCACUAACACAAUCCUGACUGAAAGAAGUCAGACACAAAAGCUGGACACUGGAGCCAACUGCCACAGCUGAAGAAGCAAGGACCGGAACAGAAAACAGAAAAGACAUCUUUUUCUAUUUCCCUCUGGCAACUCCUAUUGGCAGAACAUAACUGGAAGCCAGGUAGCAAAGGGAUCUAGAAAUGUGGUUUCAAGAGUUCAAGCCCCAGCAUCACAGAGCAGAGUGCAGAAGGGUGGAUCUGGACUUGAGAGACAAUUGCUUCAUAACCAGCCCAGCUGCAGGCCUGCGGGGUACUAAUUCUGAUUCACUGUUUCUCCGAAGGUGUAUUCCUUUGUGUUCCAACUCAAAGCUAGGCUAGUUCACCAGGUCCUUUCUUACCCUGGUGGUCCCUGGGCACUAAUCUCAGUUUCCUUAGCCGCAUAACACUCCUAAGGGAAAAAACAGCCCCAAAGGCCAGGCUUAUCUCUUUGGGCUUGCAACCCCCCCUGGAUCAUCUCCAAGUAAUUCUUCAAUAUCUUGCUAACUCUAUGGCACCUUCAAGAAGAUGCUUUAUAUAUAUAUAUUUUUACAACAUACAAAAAGAUGCUUUUUAUAUUUUGCCCAAUUUUCCUAGCUGUUGUCAGGAGUGGAACUUUGAUUUACCUACUCAACUCUAACUAGACAUUUUAAACUGUAUUUAUGUAUUACUUUGAUAAUAUUUUUAAAAUUAAUUUUAAGCAUUAUGCCCUCUCCUUUCACCUGAGAUGAAUAUAGGAAACAGCUGUAAGUGCAAUGCUUCUGUACUUUUGAUAAACUAUUAGCAAAGUCAUCAUUCACUAUUUUGUUCAAUGUCACUUAAAUAAAGGAUCCACUCAAGUUUCUGAGA
Molecule: messenger RNA, 2387 nt
Organism: Trichechus manatus latirostris (Florida manatee)
Lineage: Eukaryota; Metazoa; Chordata; Mammalia; Sirenia; Trichechidae
Product: dipeptidase 2
Exons: 11
Biological process (GO): proteolysis
Molecular function (GO): metallodipeptidase activity
Source: RefSeq, a predicted model, not a curated record